Messenger RNA from Thermothielavioides terrestris NRRL 8126, 602 nucleotides. RefSeq lists its product as uncharacterized. Gene Ontology annotation, molecular function: DNA-binding transcription factor activity, RNA polymerase II-specific; zinc ion binding. Gene Ontology annotation, biological process: regulation of DNA-templated transcription. Lineage: Eukaryota; Fungi; Ascomycota; Sordariomycetes; Sordariales; Chaetomiaceae. Gene Ontology annotation, cellular component: nucleus. Bases 225 to 578 code for a protein of 117 amino acids. The record is from RefSeq and is a predicted model, not a curated record. The transcript is spliced from 2 exons.
GACUGCGCCAAUGAUCGACGAUUGAUCCGAAACGCGCUGGGCUAGUCACAGACCAGCCCCUGGCAAUCGCCCAAAUCGCUGAGGCCUUGGAUGAUGGGGGAUUACCUAAUCCUCCAUGUCAGUCCGCUCACCGCUGCGCCCCAGCCCACAACCUUCUCUGUGCCAGAUGACGCUAGUCAACGUACUGCAACCUUACUCGUAAUGACAUUUCGCGACACACGACAAUGGAACCAGUGGGACAUACGUUCGUCACUGAGACCGGCCAGCCGACACAGCGGCGUCGCAAGGCGCGGUUGGCCUGCAACCCUUGCCGGGCGCGCAAGACAGGAUGCGAUGGAAGGAAACCGGUGUGCAUGGCCUGCUCGCUGAGGGGCUGGGAGGACCGAUGCACCUAUCCGGACAGUGUCAUGCAGCAAUCGGGCGCACUGACUCUGGUCGACCUUGACCGACGACUCCAGAAACUCGAGAAUGAGGUUCGAGCUGACAGUGGCCCAUCUCCUAGGCCUGCGUCGGAUGGAGCGCAGUCUGCCGGUAGCUAUUUGCUUGCUUGGCUCCCCGCACGCACCCACCGUGUCUAACCCGGCCUCGCCGACAGGAGCCGC